Sphaeroforma arctica JP610 is the source of this 2034-nucleotide messenger RNA. RefSeq lists its product as hypothetical. The record is from RefSeq and is a predicted model, not a curated record. NCBI's taxonomy places the organism in Eukaryota, Ichthyosporea, Ichthyophonida. Gene Ontology annotation, molecular function: methyltransferase activity. The coding region runs from base 60 to 1445 and encodes 461 amino acids. The transcript has a single exon.
GAGAACCUUAAAAUUCUAACUUACAGUCACAAACGCUCAGUCGAUAUUUUCCUGUCAAGAUGGCGGAAAACAUGGAGACGAACACAGUGACAGAGGUAUUGUUACUACCCCCACCUCCAUCUCUAACGUAUUCCCCACUAUUUCUUGGGGUUCUAUUAGCUGACCGCUCUGUAUAUGCACUAUUGGAAGUAUGCGAAACGCUUCCAAAAUCCACUAUAGCUACUUUAACAACUAUCGCCGACAAACAAGAAAGCAUAUCACUAUACUUUGUUGUCAGUGGAGGAAGGACACAAGCCUCAGCGUGUCUAUUAGCCACGGAGUAUGCAUUAGAAGUCAAGCUAGGAGCUCCUUUAGAAUCUUUUGCGUCGUUCACGAAGAUCAACUUAGAGGUAUACAUAAAUGAGUAUGGGAUUGUAUCUGUAUCCGCAGCAGAGGAAGUAGGGUUAGGAGUAACGUCCGAACCAACGGAACUAAUAUUCGAUUUACAGAAUCCUACUACCUGUAGGCCGGAUUUUGACAGACAUGAGUCAACCACACAAUUGUAUGAUCCGGCUUUAGUCCGGCGCCUACCCAUCAAGCUGCCGCAUAGAACUAUUGCGGUUUUGGAUAAAGUAUACACAAUAAAGCAGCAAUUCACAGGCGAUGUUCCUGUCUCGCAACACGAUCUUACCGGUUGUGCACUCUGGGAAUCCGGGAUAAUUGCAGCCCAUUUCUUACCUCAAGUAUUUACAACAGCGUACCGGACUACGGAGGACAAUAAGGCGAGUUGCCAUGGUAACGACACACUCAGUAUUGGCAGUUCAGGUCGAAGAAUGCGUGUGCUCGAGAUAGGCUGUGGUGCCGGACUCGUGUCUACGGUUGUGGCGGAUCAAUGCCCCUUUAUCGACAUUGUGGGUACAGAUGGCGAGGAGCUUGCAUUAAGGUUAUCCGCUGAGAACGCACGCCGGAAUGGAGUGAGUGUUGUCGAGUCACUGGAUGUAUGUAGUGAGAGGCCAGAACUGUGUACGCUAACAGAUGACACUGUUUUUUGUUCGAAAACAAGUACAGAGAAGCCUAGUAUAGCCAAAGUACAAAGGCGAACUACAAUACUAUGUCAACAAGGGCGAGUUAUGUUUGCACGGUUAGAUUGGAAUGAUGCAUGUGGAAUACAGGAGUUCACUAAACAACUAGGACCGUUUGAUUUUAUUAUUGGCAGUGACCUGGUGUAUCCAGCCGCGCCUAUACAUCCAUUGUUGAACGUACUAAAGUCCACCAUGACGAAGGAGACAACAGCUUAUAUAGUCACAAAGAACAGAACUGGCGAAGGAGACGAGUUCGUCGAUAAUCUGAGUACAGCAAAGUGGGUAAAGAAUUUGACUAUUCACGGCGCCGACGUCAUAUGUGACGAAUUUCGAACUCAGCAAGCGAACUUUCGCAGUGUCAGUUUCAAGGCUGUGUAUUGUUAAGCUCUACGUAUUUUCAUAGGAAAGGGGUGACUGUAUAAGUGCUUGACUUAUACUGCAAUGAAACUGUUCUUGCAAUAUCGAUAUGACAGAUGAAAACAAAAGUUUGAGAGCGCUGUCCGCGGCAAAAUAAGCGCCGCGAGCCAAGUGUAGUCUAUCACGCUUAUGAUUGGUGGUAGUGACUAUAUAUGCUCGUGCACGCGAUUAUGCAAUUUCGGACAGAGGAGCAAUUAGUGUAGUCUGCUAUUAACAUAUCGCUUGUGCGUUGCUGUGUCAGGUCUUAAUAUGUGGUUCCGACCCUUCAUAGUCGAAUAUAACGUUAUGUGGCUAGAGUGCGAAGUCGACCAACUUUUAUUCAUUAUAUUGCUCACUUUAACCUUGAACUAGACGUCGACGAUAUUUUUGAUGAGCUUUAGACACAACUUAGAAAUUGAUAACGUUACAAUUAAAGGUAUGAUAUAUGCGCGGCGCACAGUGCAGGUAGGAAUAAAGCAAACGCCGAGAUGGUCGUGUCGUACAAGAACGCACGGGCAAUGAUAAUACAUAGUACCAGGCUGAGGUGACUAAAAAUAAAUAUAUAAUUCGAUACAUU